AGGUCAUCUUUUCAUGAGCUGAUUUGUUAAAAAUUUCUCAAAUAAAGCUACAUUUGUUGGAGGAUCUUUUGACUAAAAUAAUAUAAAGGAUGUCGAACUUGGGACAAUUUGACUCCGACUUUUACCAAUCUAAUUAUAACAUUGAUAAUCAGGAGCAGAGUUAUAAUGAUUCUAAUGCCUAUGGAAAUCUUUAUGGAUCUAGAAAACAACAGGCCAGUGAGCGGCCUCAGCCUGCCUUCGUCCCACCAGAGAUGCUCGUGUCAUCAAGUUAUGCGGGACAAUUCUUUCAGCCAGCAUCCAACCAGGAUUAUUAUUCACCAUCUUCUUACGUUGACAGUUUUGAUGAAGAGCCUCCUUUACUAGAAGAACUUGGAAUUAACUUUGAUCACAUAUGGCAAAAAACUUUGACAGUGUUAAACCCACUGAAGCCAGCAGAUGGCAGCAUUAUGAAUGAAACAGACCUCACUGGGCCCAUCCUGUUCUGUGGGGUGCUAGGAGCUGCCCUACUUCUGGCAGGAAAAGUCCAGUUUGGUUACGUGUAUGGCACGAGUGCCAUUGGCUGCUUAGGUAUUCACGCCUUACUAAACUUGAUGAGCUCUUCAGGGGUGUCCUAUGGCUGCGUGGCGAGUAUUCUGGGUUACUGCCUGCUUCCCAUGGUCAUCCUGUCCAGCUGUGCCAUCUUCUUUUCACUGCAGGGCACCUUUGGAACUGUGUUGGCACUGGUCAUCAUUGGCUGGUGUAGUCUCUCAGCCUCCAAAAUUGUCACUUCAGCCUUGGCCAUGGAAGGACAGCAGCUUCUCAUUGCCUACCCUUGCGCCUUACUUUAUGGACUUUUUGCCCUCCUAACAGUUUUCUGAAGAUUAUUUGAGAUGGCAUUACAGGAUUCUAUUUGUUUGUCGCUCAUAUUAUCCUGGAAAUGUAUUGGCAUACACAUUUGGUCAUAUGAUUUCUGUUUUAUCGCUGUUGAGAGAAUAAUAAGCAGAGACAAAACAGCACUUAAGGAUGGGGCUCUAAUAGGCUCUUUGGUUUGAAUGAUGAUUUGCUUUUUGGUUGGUGUAUUAAAACAAUUUAAAAUACUUUAAAAUAAAAAGGGAUAUAGUUGUUGCA
Messenger RNA from Balaenoptera ricei (Rice's whale), 1107 nucleotides. It is a transcript of the gene YIPF7, whose product is annotated as Yip1 domain family member 7. Gene Ontology annotation, biological process: endoplasmic reticulum to Golgi vesicle-mediated transport; vesicle fusion with Golgi apparatus. The transcript is spliced from 6 exons. The record is from RefSeq and is a predicted model, not a curated record. The coding region runs from base 90 to 857 and encodes 255 amino acids. NCBI's taxonomy places the organism in Eukaryota, Metazoa, Chordata, Mammalia, Artiodactyla, Balaenopteridae. Gene Ontology annotation, cellular component: trans-Golgi network; membrane.